ACCGGAGCACCAGGACCCGUGCCACAGGCGCAUCUCCGGCAAGCCAUCGGCGACCCCAGGACCGUCGCCUUCUUCUCCCCGUUUCUCCAUUCCUUACCGUGCGUCUCUCUCUCGCUCAGUGCCCCCCUCUCUCUCUAACCUUCCCCGCUCUCCCUGUCUUCUCUGUUGGACAGGAGCACACCAGCGCCAUGGAAGCCUCCCGAUGGACCCCAGCCUCCUCCCUUCGCGCACCCGAGCUCGUGGAUGCCCGGCGCCGCACCUGCUUCACCAGACCCGAACGCCGCUGCGACCAAGUUCGCCCGGGUGCCACCAGGCCGCUGCUCCCCUUCCUCGGUAGCCUCCAACGCCCGCCCGCCUCCAUGCUCGUUUUGGUUCGGGACAGAAGCUCCCGACCGUGCCUCCCGCGUUGCCGCCUGCUCGCCGGAACCUCGCCGUCGGCGACCACCUCCUGCAGGUUACUCGAAGCCUCGUCAUUGUUUUGCCUAGUCAUCGUUCAGUUUGCGUUCGGCCCCGAUCUGGACCGGAUCUCCUCUGCUCCGCCGCUGUGGUCUCGGAUCCGGUCGGUUCCCGUGCGUCCUCGCGCCGCCAAGUCUCGUCGCCGCUCUGCCUACAACCGCCAAGUCAGCUCGCCGCCGCUGCUCUGCUUCCUGACGGACAGAGGUCGACGCCCGUGUUGACUACGCCUCGUCCGCAAGCGACCGCCAGGUGGGCUCCAAGGCCCGGUUGCGCCCCCCAGCC
Molecule: messenger RNA, 738 nt
Organism: Triticum aestivum (bread wheat)
Lineage: Eukaryota; Viridiplantae; Streptophyta; Magnoliopsida; Poales; Poaceae
Exons: 2
Coding region: 189-677 (162 amino acids)
Source: RefSeq, a predicted model, not a curated record